AUGUGUUGUUCACUCUCAGUCUCAGUCUCAAAGUCAAACCAGUUGCUCAUCUUCUCUAAAAGGGCACCCACCAAUCUCGUAAUUCCCAACUACAGUACUUCUUGUCUUCAACUUGAUAAUAACAAGCCAAGUCCAAGAAGAUUAAGGGCAGCGUUAUCCAUAGAAGAAAUACCCCCCAAUGCCCUUCGCCGGAAGACUGACCCACUGUGGAGAGGAGGGUUCAGUCUAGGGGUAGACUUGGGAUUGUCUCGCUCUGGUCUUGCCCUUAGCAAAGGCUUCAUUGUUCGUCCUCUCUCGGUUUUGGAAUUACGAGGACAAAAGCUUGAGCUUCGACUUCUUGAAAUUGCAGCAAACGAGGAGGUGGGUGAAUUCAUAAUUGGGCUUCCAAGAUCUUGGGAUGGUAAGGAAACCCCACAAUCCAACAAAGUUCGUAGUGUUGCUGGAAGGUUGGCUGUUCUUGCUGCUGACAGAUGUUGUGACUGGGAUGGUGCUUCACAAUACCUUAUUCUGCAUGUUUUGUUGAUGCUGCGUCUUACCUUGCAUAAAUACAGGGGCCUCAGCAAGUCUACUCGGCAGAAGAAAGUUGAUGCCUAUGCUGCUGUGAUGGUUUUAGAGAGAUAUUUUUCGACGUUUGGUGAGGGAACUGAGCUUGUGCUACCCAAACAUUUAGAUCUACAAGAUAAACUUCAAAGAGAUCCAUCUGCUGCAAAGCAAUACAUUCAGGACCAGGGAGCACCUAUUGUCAUAAAAGCAGAUGGCUUGGCUGCUGGAAAGGGAGUUAUUGUUGCCAUGACACUUGAGGAGGCAUACGAAGCUGUUGAUUCAAUGCUUGUGAGGAGUGUUUUUGGUUCUGCAGGUUGUCGUGUCAUUGUUGAAGAAUUUCUGGAAGGAGAAGAAGCAUCUUUCUUUGCCCUGGUGGAUGGAGAGAAUGCUAUUCCUCUAGAAUCUGCUCAGGACCUUAAGAGAGUUGGUGAUGGAGAUACAGGCCCCAAUACUGGCGGGAUGUGA
Dovyalis caffra is the source of this 1008-nucleotide messenger RNA. The record is from the annotation of a GenBank genome assembly. Lineage: Eukaryota; Viridiplantae; Streptophyta; Magnoliopsida; Malpighiales; Salicaceae.